Molecule: messenger RNA, 6803 nt
Organism: Phalacrocorax carbo (great cormorant)
Lineage: Eukaryota; Metazoa; Chordata; Aves; Suliformes; Phalacrocoracidae
Source: RefSeq, a predicted model, not a curated record
AUUUGAAAAGGCGUCCGGGGCUGUGUGCGCGCCCUGGGCGCGACGAGCCGCGCUGGCCCCGGACCCCCUGCGCGGGCAGCAGCCGCCGGGGCUCGGCUCGCCGAGGGACGGGGCUUCCCUUUGGGAGCCGGAGCAGCGGUCCCUGUGCCCCGGGCACCCCUGCCCCGCCGUCCCCGGUGCCGGGGGCACCGCCGCGCAGUGGGAUCCCGCCGUGACCCCGGCCGGGGGAGGCACGGUGGGGCCCCGCGCCCGCCGUGCUGUGUGAGAGGAGAAGGCGGGGGGGGGCGGGCGGGAGGAAAACCUUCUUGCAAAAAUGCAGUUCGCUCUUUUCUUGUCCUGGUGCUGCUGCUUGCAUGGAUGCGCGCUAGGGACUGGCUUCCUCUAUCAAUUCCCAGCAUCAACCCUGCAGCACAACUACCCAGAGCAGAGCUCGGGCUCGCCGGGCAGCGGCUUCGCCAGUCGCCGGCAUUGGUGUCACUAUACGGUUACACGGACGGUUUCCUGCCAAGUGCAGAAUGGGUCAGAAACGGUGAUCCAGCGAGUUUAUCAGAGCUGCCGGUGGCCAGGACCUUGUGCCAACUUAGUGAGUUACAGGACUCUCAUCAGGCCCACGUACAAAAUGUCCUACCGAACUGUGACCACGCUGGAGUGGAGGUGCUGCCCUGGCUUCACUGGGAGCAACUGUGAAGAGGGAUCUCACAGGAGACAAUUUACCUUGCGCUCUCCCAGCUUCCCUGCUUUGUACCCCAUUCUGUCUGAAUGCAUGAACUGCACGAGACUUGCGGAUAUGACCGAGAGGCUAAACACGCUUGAGGCUAAGAUCCUUCUGCUCGAGGCUGCGGAGCGAAGCCCACCGUUGGAAAACAACCUGCCAAUCACUGGGACGACGGCCACGUGGUACGACGACUUGCUGCCAGAUGCCUUUCCCCUGCUAAAUCCCAGGACUGUCCUGAGGAAAACAGUGGGAUCUGUUGAGCCUAAAGGACACCGAGGUGCAGAGGAACAGCUAAUACCACAGGGGCUACCAGGACAGGUUGGUCCUCCAGGCCCGGUCGGACCAACUGGUCUUCCAGGACCACCAGGGCCAAAAGGAGACAAGGGACAACCUGGUGAGAGGGGCCCAGCAGGGCCGCCAGGGCUGUUGGGACCUCAAGGACCAAGAGGACUUCCAGGAGAAACCGGGAUCCCAGGUCCCCCAGGUCCUCCAGGGCCACCAGCCACCCCAAGCCUCCCUCUUACCUUCCAACAAGGGGUUCUCUACUCGCUCCAGCCCACAGCUGAAAAAGAAAAUGGAGAACCCCAGCUGGCCUCCACCGUCAUAGACACCAUCAUGGCUGGCCUGCCAGGACCGCGGGGAGCCCCGGGCCCCGUUGGGCCACCAGGGCCCCCAGGUGCAUCAGGACCCAAAGGGCCACCAGGACCUAUCGGAGUCCCUGGAUCACAAGGCUUACCGGGCUCUCCAGGACAACCUGGGCCAAAAGGCUCCAAAGGAGACCGAGGAGAGAGAGGGCAAGCAGGUCUGCCUGGAGAGAGGGGCAUUAAGGGAUUUCCUGGUGAACCAGGCAAGAAGGGUGAGGAAGGUGACAAAGGUGCUGAUGGGGAAGGUGUUCAACAGCUUCGAGAAGCUCUGAAGAUUUUAGCUGAGAGGGUAUUAAUUCUUGAGCACAUGAUAGGAAUUCAUGACUCUUUAUCUUCCAUUGAGCCAGGCUCUGGACAAGAUGUGAUCCCAGGCUCCCCUCUGCGAACCAGCAUCAAGAUCAAACGUGGAGGACCCCAGCAGCCGCAAGCCUACCAGAUCCUCUCUUCACUGCUGGAUGACAGUGAAGCCAACAGGAGAAGCAAUCGGAUGAAGUAGGAGCAUCUGUGUGUUCUCUGUGCCUGUUCACCUGUUAAAGAUACAGUAUCCUAGUGCUUAAUUGCAGAGUGCAAAUGAAGUGGGUAGGAGGCUGCAGUGUUGGCAACCGGGUUUCCUCACCUGGCCAAUACUACGCCUGUAUUGCAGGGAAUGUCUUAUCCAUAGCUCAGAGAGGGUCUUAUGAACGUUUUCCUUGAUUUUAUUGUUUUGCCUUUGGAAUACCAGAUGGCCGGUAUCCCUACAAACUGUCUACAGAAAUGACACCUCCUGACUGUGUCUCAAGGGUUUAAUCCUCCCCUUGUGUCCUCACUGCCCGUGAAAGUGACUCAGUUAAAACACUGCUUAACUGGCUGAGACAAUCGAUCCCAUCUAGACUCAAGACCAAGCCUUAGCCUUGUCCAUUGGUAUAGUUGGUGGCACCUGCUUUUAUUUCAUGUUGUGGUGUCAUGCUGACUUCCAGGUGAAGACAUCAUUUCCAUAGGCCAUUAAAGCAUGACCUGCAAGAAUUUCUUUUAAGCAAAGAACAAAUUGGAAAAUUCAAAGAACAUUUAAAACUGUUACUCUGAAAAUAAAGGUUACUCUUUGGCCUUUAGCAUCAAAGUCUUGGCUUUUCAAGUUGCUAAUUGCAUGCGAGUGGCAUUAUUUCUAUAUGUGGUUGGCUAAGCAAGGACUUUUGAUGCAAAUGUUCACAGCAACUUUGACUUUCUGUCUAUCUUCAGUGAGGUUAGACUGUUUCUGUGAAAAUACAGAGCAGUUUGAGAUAUGAUGGACUUGUGCAAGAAUUUUCCCAUAUUGUGUUCAGCUUGUGCAUACCUCCAGAGAUAAUUAAGUUAAAUAGUACCAAUAACUAUUCACAGGAAAAGAUGUUUUUGCAAUAGUUUCUUAGUCAAUAAGGAAAAACGUUUUCACACUGUUUCAUUUUUAUCUUGUGAGUAAAUCCUUGCCGUUUGAAUCUGGACGCAAUGUAGUAGCAAACCACAGCCUAAGGAAUUAGUGUCUUGUCAAGAGCUUAUCCUCUACUGGGAGUUAAAUACAAAGUCAUUUUACUUUCUGCAAUAACUUGUUUUUUUGGGGGAAGUCCCAGCUUCCAGGGUUAAGAAGCUGAACCUGCCCUUCCGUGACAAAUUAAUUACUACAUCUGUGCAAACCGAAUCAGACAAGUUGAUGUCAUUCAUGUAGACAGUGAUUUUUCUUAGAAAGGGUGAGACUAACCAACAGAAAGGAUGGGUACUAUUUUUAAAUAUGUUUUUAAUUCACAUACACACACCCCUCCCCGUUCUGCCAGUUUUCAGAUUCAGCCCAGGACGAAAGUGAGCAAAUUGAAUUUGUGUUGUCAUUUUAUUGCGUAAGUCAGGUGAACUGGCCACGUCCCAUCUGGUUCAUAGUGCAAGAUACAGCCCUCUGAAAAAGGCAAACUGUACUGCUACAAUAUUUCUGUCAAAAGCUGUUGCAAAGACCAACAACUAUAUGGUCCAUGUAUUCAGCAGCCCUUGUCACCCAAAGUGAUCUUCCUAAGGCAAAACCAGAAGCAUGUGGUACACUGGAAAUGAGACUGAAGGAGCUCUGCCAGCCCAAUAUUAGCCACAGAUUAAAUUAACUUCCCAUAUACAUUGUAAACAUGGUAGAUCUACAGAGAUGUCAGAACAUCCAAAUCUUCCCUCUGAAGAGCAUUGUUUUCAGAAAUGAACAGGUUACAGGCUACUUCAGGGUGACUGAAUUCACUAUAUGUCUUCAUUUGGCCCUGUUCUUUAGAAGUCCAACUAUCUGUCCCAAAACAGGGGAAAUGGUGUUCUUUGAUGCUGAGAGCACCGGAAACUUGUCCUCGUACAGAAGCUUUUUACUGCUCUACAACUAGAUAAUAAACAGCCUUGGUUUAAGCUGGCUUGGAGGCAGCAGUAAAUGCAUUUACUUGCCCUGCUUUUGAAUCCUCACAUUGCUUGGCUAAUGCCAGUAGUGGUGCUCAUUCAGCAGCCAACCCAUGUCGUUCAGGUUGUACUUCCAUAUGUGCAAGGUUUCCUUUGGGCAUUUCAAAGAAACAAGCCCAAAGCGUUACAAAAGUUUGAAGGGAAGGUACGCUCAGGUGCUCUCUUUCCCUAAGACGCCAACAUUUGAAGUAAAUGCAGAGUUUUGCCAAGAGCUGACGCUUUGGGCUCCAGAAUUCCUUUGCCUGCCUGUACGCCGAAUUACAGCUGGAGUGUGAUAGAGUCAGAAGAAAAGAAGUAAAACUACCCAAGUCAAGCAGGUUGCUGACCUCAAGCAGUCGCCCUGUAUUCAUAAUCCUUUUGGGAGAAUGAAAUAAAGUCUCUCGAGUGCAUCUUCAUUGCAAAUCCAGUACUAACUCUAAUGACAGUAUGUCUAUAAAUGAUGCUGAAUUAAAUCAGUGGGUUAAAGGCGGCUAGCAACCAGCCUUCAGCCUGGAAACAGGCACGAAUGCGAACAGCUCAGCUUUUCAACAUUUUGCAAAUGACUGAGGUGCUGUACAGCAGCCUACGUCCCUCCAUUCACUACUGUGAGGGCCACAGCUCUGUUGGUGGACAGGUAAGCAUGGUGCAGCCCCUGAUAUAUUCUUGGAAUAAUCUUUCCAUUUAAGAAUUAAAUGUGGAAAAAAAAAAGUUUCCCCAUUUACAGGCUGAUUACCAUGUAGGAAUUGAGAAGUACUUGAUUGCCUCUUUGUUGAAUGGGGACCAUCUUGGUCUUGAUCGUUUGGAUAUUUCAAGACCUAGCUGGGGCCUUCCAGGAGAUGAAGCCUUCCAUUAUGCCUACCAGAAGGCGUUGGAAGAUCAGGUCCCAAAGCCUGAGGAGAAAGCCCAGUGCAGUCUAAACGUGUGCACUGGGCAGGGUGCUGCAAGCUACAGUCACUGGCCGCAUUAAGCAAAUGUCCUCAUGGCAGUUUCAGGAACUAAAGUAAACCAAAGCAAUCUUUAAAAAGGGAAACAGCAAAAUUCAGUUUCACUGGUCUCGUAGCUACAGGGUUGAAUUUGGGGAAGAGGGAGCACAAUGAGGCCAUUUUCACUUCCCUGACAUUUUGGAGCCUUCACGCUGAAUUGAAAGAGAAAUAUUUUUUUUCCUCCAAGUUUGUCUUCCUGACUUCGAAGCUAUUGCAUUACCCGGGUGAGUGCUCUCUCCGAGUCAUUCGUAUUGACUAAGAUUUUGGAUUUUGAAAUAUUUAAAACUAAUGACUGGCAAGAUGAAAAGACGUUUAAUGGAAAGUGUUUGCAAUGAAUCCUGCCAAGUCAAUUGUCAAAAGGCUGGUUAGGUUUGGGUUGCAACCAUUUUAAUUAUUGACUUUUCCAGAUUUCUGUAUGAGCUAUGUAAUUUUUUUCUCUCCACACUUCUUGCUUCAUUUAGCUCCAUCUCUCUGUCAUGCGGUACUGUAUCUUUAAUUUGGGUGACAGGAGGCUUAUACCAAGCGGACUUUCUCUCUCAGCUGGGGUUUCAUCCUCUCUACUUACAAAAGGGUUGGACCACACUGUUGUGCAGGCCCAGUUUAUGUUUUAAAGGUGAACUCGGCCUCACAUGCUGACAUUAAUGAUAUUCAUGACUGAGCAAACCGCUCCAACCACAUUUUUCCAUCUUAGGCAAGAUACUAAGGUUCUUUUUAGCCAGGGCAUAUAAUGCCUCUUGCCGUGGCUACGUAACUUAGAGAGUGGAUUUAUUUCAUUUAGAAAUAUAUUUUAAUUGAAAUGUUUAGUGCUUUAUCUUACAUGCAUACUGUGCAAUACCAUAGUGUGUUCUUUUCCUUUCUUUUUUUCCCUAAGGCUUUGAAAUUCUUAAUGUUUCUUUGAGCUCCAAUGUGGUUUUGACUUGGAUUGGUUCUGGUAGUAAUAACGCAUUUUCCUUGCCUUGGGCUAACCAGAAGCAGCAGCAGCACAUUGCACAACCAAAAAUCUCUGUGGUCCGGGCACCCUGAUGUUCACCAGCAAUCUGGUACUCCUGGGAGGUGGAGAAUGCUUCUCUCCAGAGUAUCGAAUUUGCACUUACUGUAAAGAAUUGAUAGCAACCCAGGGAAAUAGGAAUAAACUAGAGAGAAGAGCCCUCACCUGCUCCCACCAAACUCCACAGUAAUUUUGCCAUCAACUUUCAAAGGAACAGGCCAUAAAAUCAGAUCCAGCUCUUCCGCUAGCACGGACUGGUGCUGCUUUCCGUGGAGCAAAGCAUAUGGCUCCCAAGCGGCUUUCUGAGCGUUUGGCUCUGGGGUUGGCGUUCACACCCGGUCUCUGCAAUGAACGAUUUCAAUGUAGGAACCCGACCACUGUGACAAAGGCUUCUAAAAGACAAUCAGCUUCUAGAAUUACUUCUCGAUACAGUUUAUUGGAACUCCACUCUCCUCCACGUUUACACCUUCUGUCCUGUUCAGGAUGACAUUCCGAGUGUGGUGGUAUAGGGGUUUAAGCUACUCGGUUUCUGUGAUUGUGUUGAAACUAAGCAAUUCAAAGGUGCUAUAAUUGUUCACAAAGCACAUUCCCAUCCGUAGAAGGAAACGUUAACUUUUUCAACUAGUUAUUUUACGCAGUAUUUUUUUAUUUAUAUCAGUGUGUUUCGUAUGUGUGCAAAUGGUCCCGGCUUCUCUCAUUGUAAUAAGCUUUACAACCAUUUGGUCUUUUAUAGGGCAGCCAUAUGCAGUAUCUUGCAAUCAUGUGUAAUUUCUUAACUUAGAAUAAAUCUCAUCUGAUACGAUGAACUCAUUUAUGGCAGGCUCUAAUGUUUGUUGUAAACACAACCUGUUUGUUCCACCUCUUGCAUGGUUACUUACCUGUUUUCAUAUUGCUAUGUUAUUGUUCAAAUUAUCUAUUUCUCUUUAUUUGCUAUGGGGUUUGUUACUGUAUAUGGAAUGUUUUGUAUUCAGCAUUUUCUUACAGAGCAGAGUGGGAACAGUACUCAAGAACCCACGAAUACCAAAGACCUUUCAUGUAAUGCACUGAGAAAUAAACUUACUGUACAUGAAUAA